Molecule: messenger RNA, 6132 nt
Organism: Grammomys surdaster
Lineage: Eukaryota; Metazoa; Chordata; Mammalia; Rodentia; Muridae
Gene: Plxna2
Product: plexin A2
Exons: 31
Coding region: 21-5705 (1894 amino acids)
Biological process (GO): semaphorin-plexin signaling pathway involved in axon guidance; regulation of cell shape; regulation of GTPase activity
Cellular component (GO): semaphorin receptor complex
Molecular function (GO): protein binding; semaphorin receptor activity
Source: RefSeq, a predicted model, not a curated record
CCGGCCUCACCCUUCUAGGGAUGGAGCAGAGGAGGUUCCAUCUGCGGGCCAUGCAGGCUGACAACCUGCCUGUGGUACUGCUCUCAGUGGCCUGGCUCCUGCUAGCUCGCGGGACCACGGGUAUGCCUCAGUUCAGCACUUUCCACUCUGAGAAUCGUGACUGGACUUUCAACCAUUUGACUGUACACCGAAGAACAGGGGCCGUGUAUGUAGGGGCCAUCAACCGUGUCUACAAGUUGACCGGCAACCUCACCAUCCAGGUGGCUCACAAGACAGGGCCAGAAGAAGACAACAAGGCUUGCUACCCACCCCUCAUUGUCCAGCCCUGCAGUGAAGUGCUCACACUCACCAACAACGUCAACAAACUGCUGAUCAUCGACUACUCAGAGAAUCGCCUGCUGGCCUGUGGAAGCCUUUACCAGGGUGUUUGCAAGCUCCUGCGGCUUGAUGACCUCUUUAUCCUGGUGGAGCCAUCCCACAAAAAGGAGCACUACCUGUCCAGCGUCAAUAAGACAGGCACCAUGUAUGGCGUUAUUGUGCGCUCUGAGGGGGAAGAUGGCAAGCUUUUUAUUGGUACGGCUGUGGAUGGCAAGCAGGAUUACUUCCCUACCCUGUCCAGCCGCAAGCUGCCCCGUGACCCUGAGUCUUCAGCAAUGCUGGACUAUGAGCUUCACAGCGAUUUUGUCUCCUCCCUCAUCAAGAUCCCCUCUGACACCCUAGCCCUGGUCUCCCACUUUGACAUCUUCUACAUCUAUGGCUUCGCCAGUGGGGGGUUUGUCUACUUCCUCACUGUCCAGCCAGAGACCCCCGAGGGCAUGGCCAUCAAUUCAGCUGGAGAUCUAUUCUAUACCUCAAGAAUCGUGCGUCUCUGCAAGGAUGACCCCAAGUUCCACUCCUAUGUGUCCCUGCCCUUUGGCUGUACCCGUGCUGGGGUGGAAUACCGCCUUCUGCAAGCAGCUUACCUCGCAAAGCCAGGGGAAGCUCUAGCUCAGGCAUUCAACAUCAGCAGUGACGAAGACGUGCUGUUUGCCAUCUUCUCCAAGGGGCAGAAGCAGUACCACCACCCUCCUGAUGACUCUGCCCUCUGUGCCUUCCCCAUCCGGGCCAUCAACUUGCAAAUUAAGGAGAGGUUGCAGUCCUGCUACCAAGGAGAGGGCAACUUGGAGCUCAACUGGCUUCUGGGAAAGGAUGUGCAGUGCACCAAGGCGCCAGUCCCCAUCGAUGAUAAUUUCUGUGGCCUGGACAUCAACCAGCCUCUGGGAGGCUCCACUCCUGUGGAGGGACUGACCCUGUACACCACCAGCAGGGACCGCCUGACCUCUGUGGCCUCCUAUGUUUACAAUGGCUACAGUGUGGUUUUCGUGGGGACUAAGAGUGGCAAACUAAAGAAGAUUCGAGCUGAUGGUCCCCCCCAUGGUGGGGUCCAGUAUGAGAUGGUCUCUGUGUUCAAAGAUGGGAGCCCCAUCCUCCGGGACAUGGCCUUCUCCAUCAAUCAGCUGUACCUGUAUGUCAUGUCUGAGAGACAGGUCACCAGGGUCCCUGUUGAAUCAUGUGAACAGUAUACAACUUGCGGAGAGUGUCUAAGCUCAGGGGAUCCUCACUGUGGCUGGUGUGCCCUGCACAACAUGUGCUCCCGAAGGGACAAAUGCCAACGGGCCUGGGAAGCAAAUCGAUUCGCUGCCAGUAUCACCCAGUGCAUGAGCCUUGAGGUGCACCCCAACAGUAUCUCUGUGUCAGAUCACAGCCGGCUGCUCAGCCUGGUUGUGAAUGAUGCUCCCAACCUCUCGGAGGGUAUCGCCUGUGCCUUUGGGAACCUGACUGAGGUGGAGGGGCAGGUGUCUGGGAGUCAAGUCAUCUGCAUCUCACCUGGACCCAAGGAUGUCCCUGUCAUUCCUCUGGAUCAAGACUGGUUUGGCCUAGAGCUGCAGCUGAGAUCCAAAGAGACAGGAAAGAUCUUUGUCAGCACUGAAUUCAAGUUCUACAACUGCAGCGCCCACCAACUGUGCCUGUCUUGUGUUAACAGCGCCUUCCGCUGCCAUUGGUGCAAGUACCGUAACCUCUGCACACAUGACCCCACCACAUGUUCGUUCCAGGAGGGCAGGAUCAAUGUUUCAGAGGACUGUCCACAGCUCGUGCCCACGGAGGAGAUUCUGAUCCCAGUUGGGGAAGUGAAACCAAUCACCCUUAAGGCUCGAAACCUGCCCCAACCCCAGUCUGGCCAGCGAGGCUACGAGUGUGUGCUGAGCAUUCAAGGGGCUGUCCACCGGGUCCCUGCCCUGCGUUUCAACAGUUCCAGCGUGCAGUGCCAAAACAGCUCGUACCAGUAUGAUGGCAUGGACAUCAGCAACCUAGCAGUGGACUUUGCUGUGGUGUGGAACGGCAACUUCAUCAUUGACAACCCUCAGGACCUGAAAGUUCAUCUCUACAAGUGUGCAGCCCAACGGGAAAGCUGUGGUCUCUGCCUCAAGGCUGACCACAAGUUCGAGUGUGGCUGGUGCAGUGGUGAGCGCAGAUGUACCCUCCACCAACACUGCCCCAGUACUUCUAGCCCCUGGCUCGACUGGUCCAGCCACAAUGUCAAGUGCUCCAACCCCCAAAUCACAGAGAUUUUGACAGUAUCAGGACCACCUGAAGGGGGGACUCGUGUGACCAUCCAUGGCGUGAACCUGGGCUUGGACUUCUCCGAGAUCGCUCACCAUGUCCAGGUGGCUGGAGUGCCCUGCACACCUAUCCCAGGGGAAUACAUCAUCGCUGAGCAGAUCGUCUGUGAGAUGGGCCAUGCCCUUAUAGGUACCACAUCUGGGCCCGUGCGCCUGUGCAUUGGGGAAUGCAAGCCAGAGUUCAUGACCAAGUCCCACCAGCAGUAUACUUUUGUGAAUCCUUCUGUGCUGUCACUCAGCCCGAUCCGGGGACCAGAGUCAGGAGGUACCAUGGUGACCAUCACAGGCCAUUACCUGGGUGCUGGGAGCAGCGUGGCAGUGUACCUGGGCAAUCAGACCUGCGAAUUCUAUGGGAGGUCAAUGAAUGAGAUUGUAUGUGUUUCACCCCCAUCCUCCAAUGGACUAGGACCAGUCCCUGUCUCCGUGAGUGUCGACAGAGCCCGGGUAGAUAGCAGUCUGCAGUUCGAGUAUAUAGAUGACCCACGAGUCCAACGUAUCGAGCCAGAGUGGAGCAUCACUAGUGGGCACACACCCCUAACCAUCACGGGCUUCAACUUGGAUGUCAUUCAGGAGCCAAGGGUCCGAGUCAAGUUUAAUGGCAAAGAAUCUGUCAAUGUAUGCACAGUGGUAAACACCACCACCCUCACCUGUCUGGCACCCUCUCUGACCAGUGACUACCGUCCAGGUCUGGACACUGUGGAACGGCCAGAUGAGUUUGGAUUUCUCUUUAACAAUGUCCAGUCCUUACUCAUCUACAAUGACACCAAGUUCAUCUACUACCCCAACCCAACGUUUGAACUGCUCAGCCCCACUGGAAUCUUGGAUCAGAAGCCAGGUUCACCCAUCAUCCUGAAGGGCAAAAAUCUCUGUCCUCCUGCCUCUGGAGGGGCCAAACUCAACUACACAGUAAUGAUUGGAGAGACACCUUGCACAGUCACUGUGUCUGAGACACAGCUGCUCUGUGAACCUCCCAACCUCACAGGACAGCACAAGGUCAUGGUUCACGUGGGUGGGAUGGUGUUCUCGCCUGGCUCCGUGAGCGUCAUCUCCGACAGCCUGUUGACCCUGCCGGCCAUCAUCAGCAUCGCAGCUGGUGGAAGCCUCCUUCUUAUCAUCGUCAUCAUUGUCCUCAUCGCUUACAAGCGCAAGUCCCGGGAAAAUGACCUCACACUCAAGCGGCUCCAAAUGCAGAUGGACAACCUGGAGUCCAGGGUGGCACUGGAGUGCAAGGAAGCUUUUGCGGAGCUUCAGACAGACAUCAACGAGCUAACCAGUGACUUGGAUCGAUCAGGAAUCCCUUACCUGGACUACCGUACCUAUGCCAUGAGAGUCUUGUUCCCGGGCAUUGAGGACCACCCUGUUCUGCGGGAGCUGGAGGUACAGGGAAAUGGACAGCAGCAUGUGGAGAAAGCCCUGAAACUCUUCGCCCAGCUCAUCAACAACAAGGUGUUCUUGCUGACUUUCAUCCGCACCCUGGAGCUCCAGCGAAGCUUCUCCAUGCGAGACCGCGGGAAUGUGGCCUCUCUCAUCAUGACAGGCCUUCAGGGUCGCCUGGAAUACGCCACUGACGUCCUCAAGCAGCUGCUCUCUGACCUCAUUGACAAGAACCUGGAGAAUAAGAACCACCCCAAGCUGCUUCUCCGCAGGACUGAGUCUGUGGCCGAGAAGAUGCUGACCAACUGGUUUGCUUUCCUUUUACACAAGUUCCUGAAGGAGUGUGCUGGGGAACCACUCUUCAUGCUGUACUGUGCAAUCAAGCAGCAGAUGGAGAAAGGCCCCAUUGAUGCUAUCACUGGUGAGGCCCGAUACUCCCUGAGUGAAGACAAACUCAUCCGGCAGCAGAUCGAGUACAAGACUCUGAUCCUGAACUGCGUCAACCCUGAUAAUGAGAAUAGCCCCGAGAUCCCAGUGAAGGUACUCAACUGUGACACCAUCACUCAAGUCAAGGAGAAGAUCCUCGAUGCCGUGUAUAAGAAUGUUCCCUACUCCCAGCGACCAAGGGCUGUGGACAUGGACCUGGAGUGGCGUCAAGGCCGGAUUGCCAGAGUGGUGUUGCAGGAUGAGGACAUUACCACCAAGAUAGAGGGUGACUGGAAGCGGCUCAACACACUGAUGCAUUACCAGGUGUCAGACAGAUCCGUGGUGGCUUUGGUCCCUAAGCAGACCUCCUCCUACAACAUCCCUGCCUCUGCCAGCAUCUCUCGGACGUCCAUUAGCAGAUACGACUCUUCCUUCAGGUAUACAGGUAGCCCAGAUAGCCUCCGGUCCCGAGUCCCCAUGAUCACCCCAGACCUAGAGAGUGGUGUCAAGGUCUGGCAUCUGGUGAAGAACCAUGACCAUGGUGACCAGAAGGAGGGCGACCGGGGCAGCAAAAUGGUGUCUGAGAUCUACUUGACCCGACUUCUAGCCACCAAGGGCACCCUGCAGAAAUUUGUGGACGACUUGUUUGAGACCUUGUUCAGCACUGUGCAUCGGGGUAGUGCUCUCCCCCUAGCCAUCAAGUACAUGUUUGAUUUCCUGGAUGAGCAGGCAGACAGACACAGUAUCCAUGACACAGAUGUGCGGCACACCUGGAAAAGCAACUGCCUUCCACUUCGUUUCUGGGUGAAUGUCAUCAAGAACCCUCAAUUUGUAUUUGAUAUCCACAAAGGCAGCAUCACAGAUGCUUGCCUCUCUGUGGUAGCCCAGACCUUCAUGGACUCCUGCUCGACAUCAGAGCAUCGACUGGGCAAGGACUCACCUUCCAAUAAGUUGCUCUAUGCCAAGGAUAUCCCCAGUUACAAGAACUGGGUAGAAAGAUACUAUGCAGAUAUUGCAAAGCUCCCAGCCAUUAGUGACCAAGAUAUGAACGCCUACCUCGCGGAGCAGUCUCGUCUGCAUGCCACAGAGUUCAAUAUGCUGAGCGCCCUCAACGAGAUCUACUCCUAUGUCAGCAAGUACAGUGAGGAGCUCAUCGGGGCACUAGAGCAGGAUGAACAGGCCCGACGGCAACGACUGGCCUACAAGGUGGAGCACCUCAUCAGCGCCAUGUCCAUAGAGAGCUGAAAGGAAGACAUCCUGUUCCUGGAAGAAAGACUCAUACACGCUAUCACACUGGCAUCUCAAAAGGAAAGAUGGGAUGAGUGAAGGGUAUCAGGCCCCAGAGCUGGCUGUCCUCUAAAACCUCACUGAGAGAAGAAGGAAAGGCUCCACUGUAAUGGCAGCCAUAUUUCAUCACAGCCGGUUCCUUCCAGAAGGACAGUGAACACUACCCAUCACAGUGUGAGCUCAGGACACUACGGGCAAGGAGAAGGUGGCCCUUUAAGCUGAGAGGCUUGAGCCAAAUGGUUCUGCCUCUGUGACCGCUGCUUUGCAUGAAGACUCAUUUGAUGUAUAUUGGGAAAUAAUGAGAACUUUAUUUAAUUUUUUAAGAAAAAGGGAAAAAAUACAGAAAUAAAACAAGACAUAAAUCCUCCCUGUCCAUCCCGUCCAA